ACUCGGGAGAGGGGGGAGGCUGGAGAAGGGUGGGUGGUCCGGGAGGGCGUCGUGGAAGAGGUGCCUCUUGAGCUGAACUGGAAGAUUUCAUGGGGGUGAGCCUGAGUGCGUGUAAGGGAGUGGACUGGUCCUGGCAAAGGGAACCCUUGGACGGAGGCCUGGAGGCUAUACCUGCCCGACGGCUCACGGCCACAGGGCUCCCGCCCGCCUUGGCUGUAUUGACCGCAGGCCGACCUGCCGGCUCACUUUCAGGAGAAUCAAGCACCACCCGGCUUCUUCUCUGCGGCAAGCCCAGAGCUGAAGCGUUGCAGCAUGGCGCGCGGCUGCCUCCAGGGCGUCAAGUUCCUCAUGUUCGCCUUCAACCUGCUCUUCUGGCUGGGGGGCUGCGGCAUCCUCGGGGUUGGCAUCUGGCUGGCUGCCACGCAGGGGAACUUUGCUACCCUGUCCUCCUCCUUCCCGUCCCUGUCGGCUGCCAACCUGCUCAUCGUGACCGGCACCUUCGUCAUGGCCAUCGGCUUCGUGGGCUGCAUCGGGGCCAUCAAGGAGAACAAGUGUCUGCUGCUCACCUUCUUUGUGCUGCUGCUGCUGGUGUUCCUGCUGGAGGCCACCAUCACCAUCCUCUUCUUCGCCUACACUGACAAGAUCGACAGGUACGCCCAGCGAGACCUUAAGAAGGGUCUGCACCUGUAUGGCACCCCAGGAAACGUGGGCCUCACUAAUGCCUGGAGCAUCAUCCAGACCGAUUUCCGCUGCUGUGGGGUCUCCAACUACACCGACUGGUUCGAGGUCUAUAAUGCCACCCGUGUGCCCGACUCCUGCUGCCUGGAGUUCAGUGACAGCUGUGGACUCCACGCACCUGGCACCUGGUGGAAGGCGCCGUGUUACGAGACCGUGAAGAUGUGGCUCCAGGAGAACCUCCUGGCUGUGGGGAUCUUCGGGCUGUGCACGGCACUGGUACAGAUCCUGGGUCUGACCUUCGCCAUGACCAUGUACUGCCAGGUGGUGAAGGCUGAUACCUACUGUGCGUAGGCUCCGCUCCUGCCACCCCCGCCCCCCACCUCGCUGCCGAAGGAUGUAGCCCACCCGCCUCUCCCUGCUGCAGGACUCCGCACCAUCCUGGGCACAGGGAAGGGGACCCUCAGCUAGCCCCGUGAGCACCACGCUGCAGCAGGGCAGCAGGCGCGGGGCUGGGGGUGGGAGGGGCUUCUGGCGCUUCUCGAAUCCGUGUGUCCUGCAGAGCAGCGUUUUCUCCCAGGGCUGGGGCCAUUCGUGGGUGGGGGGGGGGGGGGUGAAGGGCCGCCCGCUGGUCCUGGUGCUAGUGGCGGACAGCCCCGCCAACCACAUUCCACAGCGGAGCCAGGGCAGGCUCUGGGAUGUCUUAAUAAAGCGCGUGGACAGCA
Messenger RNA from Leopardus geoffroyi (Geoffroy's cat), 1400 nucleotides. It is a transcript of the gene TSPAN4, whose product is annotated as tetraspanin 4. Gene Ontology annotation, cellular component: membrane. NCBI's taxonomy places the organism in Eukaryota, Metazoa, Chordata, Mammalia, Carnivora, Felidae. The transcript is spliced from 9 exons. The coding region runs from base 313 to 1029 and encodes 238 amino acids. The record is from RefSeq and is a predicted model, not a curated record.